Molecule: messenger RNA, 912 nt
Organism: Racocetra fulgida
Lineage: Eukaryota; Fungi; Glomeromycota; Glomeromycetes; Diversisporales; Gigasporaceae
Source: the annotation of a GenBank genome assembly
AUCGUGAGUAUAAAGCCCUAUUCCAAUUGCACGCUGUUUUAAACAGUCUUAAAUUUUAUAAUCAUGAAUUAUCUUAUAAAGAACGGGUGGCUCAUCAAAUAAUAGACAGUAUAGAGGCCUUCGACCAUAUCACAUAUUCUACACAUGUUAUUACCAUUAAUAAUGAGUCAAAGAGUAAUAACGUAGAUGGUAUGAAACUAGGUAAUAGAGCAGAAGUUUGGAACAAUAUCUCUGAGAACAUAUCUGUAUUUUCAACUAUUUUUCAAGGGCCUUCGGACAUCGCAAUUACUGAAGCUGAACGAUUGUUCUCACUACUUAAAAACCAAAAAGAUAAAAUUGAUAACAUUUUGGAUUCACAUGCUGUAUAUGCAGUGGAUGCUGAAGUCAAAUUUGAGGAUAAAAAUAUAAUUAGAACUGAGGAUAAAAAAAAGUCUCAAUCCUUUAACAUUACUAUUGAACUCUGGGUAAAUGUCAAACUUAAUUCUAAAAAUAGUACUAACUCAACUUUAGAGUUUGAGAUCGACUUAUAUAAUUGCUCAGUGACAAAAUUACUCAGCGAACAAUGUCCAUCUCUAGAUAAUUUGUUUUGCUACUAUAUCGACUCAUUAGAAAUUCGUGCCUCUCCGCUCAAGUCUGACGACGCUUGUAUAAUUGUUCAAAAGAAAAAACAUAGCCCACAUAAGUCUAAUAAUGAUAUCACAUCUACAAAAGUCUAUGAAAACGACUAUCGUUUUCAAAUGGAUGUAGGUGCGCCGCAAAGUAUCAAAGCAAUUUUUGCCACUGGUAAAAAAAAAGGUCGAAGUUCUACGGCAACAACAAAAGAAUGGAGCAUGAGGGCUACAUUCAGCGGAAAUAUUGGCAACGAAUGGUCAUAUCGAUUUACUGAUAACGAUAUAGGUGAUAACUUGGACA